Molecule: messenger RNA, 7983 nt
Organism: Eurytemora carolleeae
Lineage: Eukaryota; Metazoa; Arthropoda; Copepoda; Calanoida; Temoridae
Gene: Nf1
Product: neurofibromin
Exons: 20
Coding region: 148-7968 (2606 amino acids)
Biological process (GO): regulation of GTPase activity
Source: RefSeq, a predicted model, not a curated record
UUUAUUCGGAUGAAAUUAGUUGUGAAGGAUCUUUAGCUUUAUAAUUUUGCCGUAGUAAAAUUAAUAAACCCUCUUUUAAGUCAUCUUAAAAAUAAAAUGGCAAGCGAUGUCUCAGCAUCUUCUUAAAGAAUAAUUUGGAAGACAAUAAUGGCGACGCAGAAACCUGUGGAAUGGGUUACGGCCCUCAUUACAAGGUUUGAGGACCAGUUACCCUGCAGGACGGGUCCUCAGCCACAUCAUUCAAGGAUAAACGUCCAACAGAACAAAGAUUGUCUCAUUCAGAUUUCUAAAUUCAAGUUUUCUCUCGUCAUAUCAGGACUCACCAAGAUUCUACAGCGCAUCAAUGAGCUCCGACCAACGCAUACCGAGUUUGAGAGAGAUUAUUACGAGUCUCUCCUCAUUGUUCUGGAUACUCUAGAGAGAUGUUUAUCAUCGCAGGCUGGUGAUACGACUAUAAGAUAUGAUGAGGCAAUGAACGUAAAGCUUCUUCUCAGAGAGAUCUGCCAGUUCUUAGAGCCAGGACGAGAAGUUAGCACGAACAGUUAUUCAGAUACAGGAAGAGAUCAACUGAAAAGUAUAGCGUCGAAGGUUUUGUUUGCGCUCUCUGUUAAUAACUUCAACGCCGUUUUCUCCAGAAUAUCUGGGAGACUACAGGAACUGUCUGUAGCUAAUGAAGAACAAUCAGAUCAUACAGAUAUUGAACUCAUUCAACAUAUCAAUCUAGAUAUUACUAGGCUGUUAAAACUGCUGGCUGAAGUGAUUGCUAAGUUCAGAACCUUGAAGAAGAGCGCUCACCUGGUGUUGAUGCAGAGCCUGGAGAAGGCAAUCUGGAACUGGAUGGAUACUUAUCCUCAGGAGUUCAUUGAUCUUCAGAAGAAUAGCAAUGAAGAACUCACUAAGUGUUGUGAGAAUUUCUUCGACCUGUUGGACAAUUUUGCUGAAACAAAGAACAAACACAGACACGCAAUCUGGCCGCUUCAGAUGAUGUUAUUAAUCCUCACUCCCACUAUACUUGAAGAGAUUAAUAAUGCAGAUUCAGGAGCUCCAUGCAGUCAGAGGCAUUUGAAGAAAAAAGCAUUUAUUGACUCCAUCAAGAAGUGCCUUCAAACCCAUGGAUCAUCUAGCAAAUCGAUUAUUGAAGCUGGGGCCAUCACAUGCGUCAAGCUGUGCAAGGCGGCGACCUACAUCAACGUGUUGGACAGCAAUAAUGUGAUCUUUAGCCUCGUCCAGACAGUGAUCAAUGAUCUCAAGAAUUUACUCUUUAAGGUGGAUAAACCGUUUUCACGGGGCUGCUUGUACUUGAAAGAGGACGUAGAUCUGAUGAUAGAUUGCUUCCUAGCUAACUUUAGAAUAAACCCACAUAACAAUGAUACUUUAAAGGUUUGUCUGAACACGAAUUCUCCCAGCUUGUACCACCAUGUUCUUGUAUCAGCUCUAUACAGAAUUAUCACACAACCUCGGCUGGCCUGGUGGCCCCAGAUAGAUAUGCUCUACAGUAAAUCCGCAGAACUCAGGGCAAUGUUUACAGAGACUUUAACACGUGUCACCCAAGGAUACAUCAGCCAUCAGCCCGUCAAGAUGAUCCCAAGCAUAGAUUUCAGCAAGAAGGUUGCCGUGAAGUUCAACAACAAGACAACCAGCGAGGAGAGCGGGUUCCAGAAACACCUCCUGCUCUGUAUGGUCCGGUUAACACAUGCGGAUCCUAUGCUCUUGUUGAAUAGUCAGGGUAAACCUGGACAUGAAAUACAGAGCUCAACCCUUGAGCUGAUCAAUGGUCUUGUUUCUCUGGUUUAUCAACCAGGAAUGCCGGAUGUAGCCCAAGAAGCAAUGGAUGCCCUGAGCAAGCUCCAUGAGCCAGAUAAGAUUGAAUUAUGGAAUCCAGAGGCGCCAAUCAACACGUUCUGGGACAUCUCCAGCCAGGUAUUGUUCACCAUGUCCCAGAAGUUAAUACAGCAUCAGAUCCUUAACUACACCGACAUCUUGAAGUGGAUGAGGGAGAUUCUGGUCUGUAGGAACCAGUUCCUUUUGCGUCAUCGUGAAUACGCAAAUGUUGGUUGCGGGAUUGCCAUUUGUCGUCAGGCACAUAUCAAGCUUGAGGUCGUCUUUUUUAUGUAUCUUUGGUCUAUAGACAUGGAAGCAGUUGCUGUAGCAAUGUCCUGCUUCUCUCUACUUUGUGAAGAAGCUGAUAUUAGAGCAGUAAGUGACAUGACCGGCCCGUACCAGCUGCCCAACUACCAUGUGUACCAGGAGCUGGCUCAGGCGAGCACAAUCCUUACUACAGGACGUGCUGCUCUGCAGAAGCGUGUGAUGUCAAUGCUGAGAAAGAUUGAGUUGUCUACUAUAGGAGUCUGUCAGGCCUGGGAUGAUACCUUCAUGAACUGGGAAGGAUCAACCAAGCAUUUAUCCCAGUAUCCUAAAACUAAAGAUGAAUCUGUUGGAAUUCAAGGAGAAGGAUUUCAUAGAAUGGGCAAAAGACGUGCUAGCCAUCAUUCUACAGACCAUGAGCUGGAGGACCAGGUGGCAGAGUGGGCGAAUAUGACAGGAUUUCUGGUUGCUCUUGGUGGAGUUUGCCUUCAGAGGAAAUCGCCUGCCUCUGCUAGGCAAGAUCUGGGAAGAGGGCGGGGAAUAUCUGCCCUCCCCCACUCAGCUGGGCAGGAUAUGCAAUAUUGUCCUGUAACUCAGUUUCUUGGUCAUCUCUUAAGACUUCUUGUUUGUCCAAAUGAAAAGUUUGGAACCCAGAUUCAGAAACAUGUCAAAGAACUUGUCGGGCAUGAUAUGAGUCCUGCGCUCUAUCCAAUUCUCUUUGAUCAAAUCAAGAUAAUUGUGGAAAAAUUCUUUGAUCAAAUGGGACAAGUUAUUGUGAACGACACAAACACACAGUUCAUUGAACACAUUAUCUUCAUCAUGAAGAACGUGUUGGAGCCUGGUAGCUCAGGUAAAGGUGGAGAGCAGGGUCAGCAGCCUGGGCAGGAGCAUACAGAGAAUCUAGGACAGACCAGUAUUGAACUAAUGAUGCUGGCAAUAGUUAGAUAUGUCAGACAUCUAGAUACUACAGUUCUAGCUCUUCAUAUUAAAACAAGACUUUGCCAACUAGUGGAGGCCAUGAUGAAGAGGAGGGAUGAUCUAGCAUUCAGGCAGGAGAUGAGGUUCAGGAACAAGCUGGUGGAGUACCUCACUGACUGGUGUAUGGGCAACUCCCAUCAGAUAGCUCCUCCUGCCGCUGGAGAUGUGACAGCUAUUACCAGGGAUCUUGAUGAAGCAUGUAUGCAUGCUGUUGCAGCUCUUCUACAAGGGCUUCCUCUUCAAUCUGAAGAGUCAGAUAGAGGGGAUCUGAUGGAAGCAAAGAGUCAGUUGUUCUUAAAAUACUUUACCCUGUUCAUGAACCUACUGAAUGACUGUGGUGAAGCUGGAGGAACUGUUAUAUCUGGACAUGAAGGGAAGGAGGAGGGAGCUGGUAAUAUUCAACUAGGAGCUAGACCUAGACAUUCAAACACAGGAAAUAAUAAUAGUCUAAGGAAUGCAACCAUCCAGGCAAUGUCAAACCUGCUCUCAGCUAAUAUUGACUCCGGGUUGAUGCAUAGUAUAGGACUAGGAUAUCACAAAGAUCUGCAGACUAGAGCAGCAUUUAUGGAAGUUCUAACAAAGAUAUUGCAACAAGGAACCGAAUUUGAUACCCUGGCAGAGACUGUUCUGGCAGACAGGUUUGAACAACUGGUUCAGUUGGUAACCAUGAUUGGGGACAAGGGUGAGCUGCCAAUAGCAAUUGCCCUUUCAAAUGUUGUUACUUCAAAUCAGAUGGACGAACUCGCCAGAGUUUUUGUAACACUCUUCGACGCCAAGCAUUUACUCUCUCCCCUGCUUUGGAAUAUGUUCUACAGAGAGGUUGAGGUCUCAGACUGUAUGCAGACUCUUUUCAGAGGAAAUUCUCUUGGGAGCAAGAUCAUGGCGUUCUGUUUCAAAAUAUACGGAGCAACAUUUCUCCAGGGUUUGUUAGAACCCUUGAUACAGGAGAUGAUAGAUAAUGCUGAUGGAGUCAGUUUUGAAGUAGAUCCUGCCAGAAUGGAACCUUUUGAAACUCUUGAGGAUAAUCAACAGAACCUAGCAGAGAUCACUCAGAAGGUGUUCAACGCCAUAGUAUCAUCAGCAGAUAGGUUUCCGUCCCAGCUUCGCUCCAUGUGUCACUGUCUCUAUCAGGUUCUUUGUAAGAGGUUUCCACAGUCAAUUCAGAACAAUAUCGGAGCUGUAGGAACUGUUCUAUUCCUCAGGUUUAUUAAUCCUGCAAUAGUUUCUCCAUAUGAGAUGGGGAUUGUAGAGAAACAACCCCCUGCACACAUCAAGAGAGGUCUUAUGCUCAUGUCUAAGAUCCUUCAGAAUAUUGCGAACUACGUCGAGUUCUCCAAAGAACAGCACAUGCUUUACUGCAAUGAGUUUGUCCAGAGAAACUUUGAUGCUGGACGAAGAUUCUUCGUGCAGAUUGCGUCGGACUGCGAGUCUAUUGAUCAUACGCAAUCCCACUCCAUGUCCUUUAUCAGUGACGCAAAUGUACUAGCUCUGCACCGUCUGCUGUGGAACCAUCAGGAGAAGAUUGGAGACUAUCUGUCCUCUAGUAGGGAUCACAAGGCUAUGGGUCGAAGACCGUUUGACAAGAUGGCAACACUCCUGGCUUAUCUAGGUCCUCCAGAACAUAGGGCUGUGGACACACAGUUCCUCUUCUCAAACUUUACGAGGUGGUCAUCCAUGGAUAUGACAAGCACCAAGUUUGAGGAGAUCAUGUCCAAGCACAACAUGCAUGAGAAGGAUGAGUUCAAGUCCAUCAAAUCUUUAAAUAUCUUCUACCAAGCAGGAACCUCAAGGUGUGGCAAUCCUGUCUUCUACUAUAUUGCUCGACGAUACAAGAUCGGAGAGACAAAUGGUGAUCUUCUAAUCUACCAUGUCAUCCUCACCCUCAAACCAUUUUGUCAUAAACCGUUUGAGGUGGUGGUGGACUUCACCCACACCUGCUCCGACAACAGGUUCAGGACGGAGUUUCUACAGAAAUGGUUUGUUGUACUGCCCCAGGUUGCAUACGAGAACAUUCAUCAGGUCUACUUGUACAACUGCAAUUCCUGGGUCAGGGAGUACACCAAGUUUCAUGAUCGUAUUCUAAUGCCGCUGAAGAGUAACAGAAAAUUGAUAUUCAUUGAUGCUCCGAGUAGGUUAAACGACUUUAUAACUCCAGAUCAGCAGAAGCUUCCCGGAGGAACACUUUCUUUAGAUGAGGAUCUUAAAGUAUUCAACAACGCACUAAAGCUUAGUCAUAAAGAUACCAAAGUUAACAUUAAGGUUGGUCCCACCGCUAUUCAGAUUACAUGCGCAGAGAAAACCAAAGUUCUCAGUCACACUGUACUUCUCAACGAUGUGUAUUAUGCUAGUGAGAUAGAGGAGGUGUGCCUGGUCGAUGAUAAUCAGUUUACCCUCACUAUAGCUAAUGAGUCGGGUCCUCUCUCAUUUAUCCACAAUGAUUGUGACUCAAUAGUACAAUCCAUCAUUCAUAUCAGAACUAGAUGGGAGCUGAGUCAACCAGACAGUGUUACAGUUCAUCAGAAGAUUAGACCCAAGGAUGUACCAGGUACGCUUCUUAACAUGGCUCUGCUGAACCUGGGGAGCAGUGAUCCUAAUCUGAGGACUGCAGCUUACAAUCUUCUCUGCGCUCUCACCUCAACAUUUGAUCUCAAGAUAGAAGGCCACCUGCUGGAGACCAACGGGCUCUGUAUCCCAAGUAACAACACAAUCUUUAUCAAGUCAGUUAGUGAGACAUUGGCUAGGAAUGAACCCCAUUUAACCUUAGAGUUCUUAGAGGAAUGUAUUCAAGGUUUCUCAGCCUCUAGUAUUGAGCUAAAGCAUUUGUGUCUGGAGUAUAUGACUCCAUGGCUCCCCAACCUAACUAGGUUCUGUAACUGUAAGCAUCCUGCUGAUGAUACCAAGCGACAGAAAGUUGCUCAUAUCCUUGACAAACUAAUUACCUUGAGUAUAGAGGAGGUGGAGAUGUAUCCAUCUAUCCAGGCCAAGAUCUGGGGUAACAUAGGACAAGUGUCAGAGCUUAUUGAUAUGGUUCUUGACAGCUUUAUUAAGAGAAGUGUGACUGGUGGUUUAGGGAGUGCCCAGGCUGAGGUUAUGGCAGAGACUAGUGUGAGUUUAUCUGCUGCUAAUGUUGCUCUAGUAGCCAGGAAGGUUAUCUGGAGGCUGUGUAGGGUAAUAGAUAAAACUUGUAUCUCUCCAACCAGUCAGCUGGAGCAGCAUAUCAUGUGGGACGACAUUGCAAACCUUGCUAGAUACCUUCUUAUGCUCUCCUUUAACAACAGUCUAGAUGUGUCCAGACAUCUACCCUAUCUGUUCCAUAUUGUUACAUUCCUAGUGUGUGCUGGACCUGUAUCUAUGAGAGCAUCAACACAUGGUCUAGUAAUUAACAUUAUCCACUCCUUGUGCACCUGUACCAAACCUGUAUUCGCAGAGGAGGCUCUUAGAGUCCUUCGUCUGUCCCUUGAUGAAUUCUCCUUGCCAAAGUUUUACCAGUUGUUUGGAAUCUCUAAUGUUCAUAGCGCAGCUACAACAGCAUUCAGGUCAGCUCAUCGGGCUGCUGGAGAGCGCUGGAGUGCUGUGGACCGAUCCUUCUUAUCUAAUAACGACAAGGAGAGACUGUCUCUCUCCUCUUUGGAGGCGAUUACUGACGCUCUACUUGAGAUCAUGGAGGCCUGCUCUCCAAGCCUACCAGAGUGUAACUGGUUGCACACCUGGACUCUUCUUGCCAGAAGCUUUGCUUUUCGAUACAAUCCAGCCCUACAGCCCAGGGGUCUUAUUGUCUUUGGUUGCAUCUCUAAAUCUACCUCGGAUCAGGAUAUUAAACAAUUACUUAGAAUUCUAGUCAAAGCAUUGGAAAGCUUCACUGAUAUAACAUUGAUAGACGCGAUUGUAAUGUGCUUGACCCGUCUCCAGCCCCUGCUAAGACCAGAGUCACCUAUCCAUAAAGCACUGUUCUGGGUUGCAAUCUCUAUUCUGCAGCUUGAUGAGAUAAUCCUGUAUGCCAGUGGACUCUCUCUUUUAGAGCAAAAUCUCCAUACCCUUGACUCCCAGAACAUAUUCGAAACUGAAUCCUUGGACACCAUCAUGUUGGCGACCAGGGAACCUCUAGAAUGGCAUUUUAAGCCGUUGGAUAACAGUGUAGGACUCUCCUUCAGAGGUAACUUUCACUUCGCUCUGGUGGGACAUCUGCUCAAGGGGUUCAGACAUCCCUAUCCUGCAACUGUAACAAGAACAACGAGAGUUCUCUGCAUGCUUCUCAGUAUUGUUGCCAAACCGUACAAGAGGGAUAAGUUCGACGUUACCCCGCACAACGUGGCCUACCUCUCCGCCCUGGUGUCCGUAUCUGAGGAGGUGAGGUCAAGGUGUCAUGUGAAACAUCAGGUUACUCACAUGAAUAGUUCGGAGACCCUGGCCGAGAACUUUGCGGUGGAUAACCAUCUCAGGAUGAACUUUGUAUCACCAUCUAGUCCUGUACAGCCGGAGCCGAGUAACCAGCAUAGGGAUAUUCUUGUAAAUCAGAGGCAGAAAUCAGUUGAAGUUAUGGAUGCGGCAACUGUUGCGCAGGCGCGCACCCUUCGUCUACAGCAGACAGGAAACUAUGGAUAUCAACGUCUUAAAGAGAGAUCUAUGUCAGUUCCUGCCAGACCUGCUAGUCAGGCCAGCACUGUAACUAUCCUGACCAACCUCACCAACGAUGAAACAGAUUCAAACUUUGGAGGAGAGUCCCCCAGAGUGGAAGAGAAGGACCUCCCUGGAGGACUAAGAGAAGGUGAGGCUAGGUUCUAUCUCGAGGAUGGAGCCCAGGAGGACCGAGGACAAGAUUAUAGAAAUCUUGAGGAAAGAGGUCAAUCAUCAAGAGAAGACAUGGAUAAGCUGAUAGAUCGACAGGUCUGUCUACAAGGGAAAUGAUAACUUUGAACACUC